This is a messenger RNA of Staurois parvus, 667 nucleotides long. The record is from the annotation of a GenBank genome assembly. Lineage: Eukaryota; Metazoa; Chordata; Amphibia; Anura; Ranidae.
CACACACUCAAUGGGGAAAUGGGGAGGGUGAUGUGUGUGCAAACUAGGGACGAUUCCAUGCAUAGGGGGGUCUUCUCCAGCAGGCACUCAGGGGCAUCACAGGUAGCUAUACUCUGGGCACGCCAUGGGGUGGUUUAAGAAAGUGUAGUCUAGGCGUGUAGUAGGGCAGUUCAUGACCCGGGUGGUCUGUGCGCAAAACAGGGACAGCUCAGGACACGGGUAGUCAGUGCACACAUCAGGGACAGUUCAAAACAUGGGUGGUCGGUGCACACAGCAGGGACAGUUCAAAACACGGGUGGUCGGUGCACACAGCAGGGACAGUUCAAAACACGGGUGGUCGGUGCACACAGCAGGGACAGUUCAAAAACACGGGUGGUCGGUGCACACAGCAGGGACAGUUCAAAAACACGGGUGGUCGGUGCGCACAGCAGGGACAGUUCAGGACACCGGUAGUCUGUGCGCACAACAGGGACAGUUCAGGACACGGGGGAGGUCGGUGCGCACAACAGGGACAGUUCAGGACACGGGUAGUCUGUGCACACAACAGGACAUGGGGGAGGUCGGUACGCACAACAGGAAUAGUUCAGGACACGGGUAGCCUGUGCACACAAUAGGGACAGUUCAGGACACGGGGGAGGUUGGUGCGCACAACAGGGACAGUUCAGGA